AUGUACGAAGACCCCUACAACCCAGCCGCCGACCUCCUUUCAUUUUUUCGCCACCCCCGCGGCCGCUCGCCCACUGGCAGCGAUUUAGAUGCGAGUCCUCCACUCAGCAGCGCGGAAAUCGUCCGCCUCCGGGAAGAGGCAGCCCGGAUCGUCAAGACGAUAGGCACGCUUACAAUCCAGCUAGAAGAGAUCCAGCAAACGCUCGCCACCGUCGUGUACCCAGUCAACACCCUUCCCGCCGAACUCCUCUGCCGGAUAUUUGCGGCAGCCGUCUCGUCCUCUCCUCGGAGCCAGGUCAAUUACACAUUGUUGCACAUUACCGCAGUGUGCCAACGGUGGCGUAGUGUUGCGCUUGCAGACCCCCGCCUGUGGACGCGCGCGUGCUACUGCAUCAAUGGCGAAAAGCGAGAUCUGCUGUUUGAGCACUUCAUUGCCCGCACCCAAGGGCUGCCAAUCGAAUUCUCGACUAUAGGUGGUGAUGAGUAUCGCGAGAUUCUCGGUCAUUGGUGGUUUCCUGAUCAUAUCUUCGCCUCUGCUUCCCGAUGGGGAGAGGUAGAUUUGUCUGCCGAAGAGCCUUCGAUCUUGACGCUCGACGCACUGGGCACCAUCGCUGCUCUGGAACUUCCGUUCCUUUCGCAGAUGACGCUCGAUGGCUGGACUGCUGAAAUACUUGCUCCAGAUAAGCACCCGAAGUUCCACUCGCAAAGCACCCCCCAGCUCAGCGAGCUCGCGAUAAGCAUCCCAAACUUAGUUUUCGACCUCGCUUUCCCCGCACACCAAUUGCGAAAGCUCACAAUUCUUCGCCCGGCCUUCUACCGCGACAUCCUGUCCAUUCUGCCUCAUCUAAUAUCCUUGGAAGAGCUGUCGCUGUCGUCACUUACAAUCGAUUUGGCUUUGGCUUUCGACGACGAGCCAAAAACAUUGUUGACCAUGCCCCACCUAUCUGCCCUGUGGCUCCUCGGCAUCAAGAGCCCCGUUGUCUUGUACUACCUCGUCCUACCCUCCCUCGCAUCGCUGCAUGUAUCGGAUUUUGAUUACAGCGAUGCUGAGUCUGCCAUCAACCCAUGCAUUGUCCGCUCUGCCGCGAGCGUUGUUUCUCUAUCUCUGGUACCGAACACUUAUAAUGCCUUUACUUACCUGUUGUCUUCUGCACUGGCUUCUGUAAAAGACCUGACGGUAACCUUAUUCCCUAUGGACGACAACGGUGGACAAUGCUGUGCUGCAGGCCUCGCCGACUUUGACAAACUUCCUAACCUCGAGUCGUUAACACUUGUGGUUCCUGUCGCUACCCCGGGUCCCGUCAACAUUCGUCCAUUCUUGGACGGAGUUGCCAUGCGAGCCACCGGUGCAAUGCUCGCUGACGUUGAAAUGAAGCUCACUCAGUUUGUGGUCGAAUUUCCGCCGUAUGGUAUUUCUCCCGAGGACAUGCGCGACCUGGAGCACCUCCACCGACAGCUUGAUGUGCCUGUGCGCAUGCCGAAGGGCUAUCCGGCAGGACUGGUGCAGAAGUCCUGGGAUUGCCGAGGUCUUGAAGAUGAUGACUCGGAGGGCCUUGAUUCUGAUUGA
Molecule: messenger RNA, 1566 nt
Organism: Mycena indigotica
Lineage: Eukaryota; Fungi; Basidiomycota; Agaricomycetes; Agaricales; Mycenaceae
Product: F-box domain-containing protein
Exons: 1
Coding region: 1-1566 (521 amino acids)
Molecular function (GO): protein binding
Source: RefSeq, a predicted model, not a curated record